CUUCAUAGAUUUUACCACUUGCUCCCGUUCAUAUAUAUUGUACAAUGAACCACUCUAGGAAUAUAUACACACACAUAUAGAUACAAAGAGAUAUCACAAUUAUUCUUCUCAGUCCCUCUCUAUGAUCAAUGCUGAUUUAGCCUCUUAGUUAGUGCUCAUCCUUCCCUUUAAUACCCUCCUCCAUUGAAAACAACUUACACACAAAACACAAACUCACAUAACAAAACUUUCAUUUUCCACAAUUCAACCGAUCACCAAAAACUUCAUUUAGAAACAGAGCUUCCUCUGUUUUCUCUCUUGAAAUUCAACCUACAAUUUUCAAACACAACAAAAAUCCAAAACCAAUCAACCAUAAACCCAACAUUAAUUUCAAGACAUUGACUUCAUCCUGUCCAUUUCAUUCUUAAACUCUACUUGCUAAAAUUUCGUUUUCCUCCCUAUUUCCUUAUUCAGGUAUUAGUAUCAGCUCUUGUUGCUUCGAUUCGUGAAAAGUCAAAAAAUCUGGUUUUAUACAUAUUUUCAAUAUGGACUAUUACCUAAGAGAAUUAGAAGGAAAACAAGCAAAUGACCCUUUAUUCAUGGAGAAAAUGAACAACAAUAGCAACAAGAACUCAACUUCUUCAAGUGAUAGAUGUUUAUGGAUUCCAGGUCCAUUGAUUGUAGGAGCAGGACCUUCGGGACUAGCAGUAGCAGCAUAUUUAAAACAAAAAGGUGUUCCAAGUUUAAUACUAGAAAGAUCAAAUUGCAUAGCUUCACUAUGGAAACUAAAAACAUACGAUCGACUUCGUCUUCAUUUACCAAAACAAGUUUGUGAGCUUCCAUUGAUGAAAUUUCCUUGUGGUUUUCCAACAUAUCCAACCAAACAACAGUUCAUAGAGUAUUUGGAGAGUUACUCAGAAAAAUUUGAUAUCAGGCCAUGGUUCAAUGAGACAGUUAUGCAUGCCGAGUUUGAUGAUGCACUUGGUUUUUGGAGGGUUAGGAGCGAAGGGAAAGUGGGGAUGGUUACCGAGUUUGUUUGUCGGUGGUUGAUCGUUGCGACCGGAGAGAAUGCGGAAGCGGUUAUGCCGGAGAUUGAAGGUGUUGGUGAAUUUGGUGGUAGUAUUAAGCAUACUAGUUUGUAUAAAACUGGUGAAGAGUUUAGAGGGAAGAAAGUUUUGGUUGUUGGAUGUGGAAAUUCAGGUAUGGAAGUUUGUUUGGAUCUUUGUAAUCAUGAUGCUGCUCCUUCUAUUGUGGUUAGAGAUUCAGUACACAUCCUACCAAGAGAUAUGCUGGGAAAAUCAACUUUUGGGUUGUCCAUGUGGUUGCUCAAGUGGUUGCCCGUGCAACUUGUCGAUCGCAUCCUUCUCAUCGUAUCAUGGCUAAUGCUUGGCGACACAGAACGGUUUGGAUUGGUUCGGCCUCAAUUGGGUCCCCUUGAACUCAAAAAAUUGUGUGGAAAGACACCAGUACUAGAUGUGGGUGCCCUUGCCAAGAUUAAAAGAGGAGACAUUAAGGUAUGUCCAGGCAUCAAGAGGUUAAAACACCACAAAGUGGAAUUUGUUGAUGGAAGAACAGAGAAUUUUGAUGCCAUCAUAUUGGCAACUGGUUACAAAAGUAAUGUUCCCUAUUGGCUAAAGGAUAAGGAUAUGUUCUCAAAGGUAGAUGGAUAUCCUACAAAGCCAUUCCCUAAUGGAUGGAAAGGUGAAAAUGGCCUCUAUGCUGUUGGUUUCACCAAACGUGGACUUCUUGGUGCAUCCAUGGAUGCCAAGAAUAUAGCUGAAGAUAUUGAAAGAUGUUGGAAAGCUGAGGCAAAACAUACUACUGUUUUUGCUCUAUUGCCACACAAUCUAAUUCAUGAUUAUUAAUUGGUUUGAUUAAUUAGGCCAAAUUAAUUACAUGUUAUAUGAAAGUUGGGUGUGUCAUUUUGACCAAAAAAAGUUUGGUGUGUCAUGACAUAUGUAUGGUGAUGGAGGAAAUUUGGUAUACCAUUACAUAUGUGCAUAAUGCUAUCCAUAAAAAGGAAAGAAAAAAAAUUGACAAAAAAGAAAAUGGUGAGAAAUUUUUUUCCUAUGGUGAAAAUUUGAGAAAACAUAAUUUUGAGGUAACUAAUCUUUUUGUGGUAUUGUCGUCUGUCGGACACGAAAUGAGGACACCUUUUUUAAGUAGAAUUUGAACAAUAGUUUGUCAUAUUAUGAGAGACUGUCAUCGGAUUCAACUUCUGUUGGUGAUGAUGAGUUUUUAUUUUAUUAAUUUUCUUGUGGUUUUUUGUUUUUUGAGAGAGGGAUGAACAUAUGAAUAUUGUAUAGGUAAUUUUUUGCUAUGUAGGUUUGACUUGCUAGAGAGAAAGGGAAACAAAGUGACAAAAAAUGAGGGUGAGGGUUUAUAGGAGAUAGUAAUUUUCAAGAGUGAAUGUUUGUAAGUGUAAUUGUGGUUAACCUAUAUUCCCAUGGAUUUUUCAUUUAAUGGAAUAGAGUUUUUU
This is a messenger RNA of Trifolium pratense (red clover), 2458 nucleotides long. Its product is annotated as indole-3-pyruvate monooxygenase YUCCA6-like. The coding region runs from base 525 to 1844 and encodes 439 amino acids. The transcript is spliced from 4 exons. Gene Ontology annotation, molecular function: N,N-dimethylaniline monooxygenase activity; NADP binding; flavin adenine dinucleotide binding. Gene Ontology annotation, biological process: auxin biosynthetic process. The record is from RefSeq and is a predicted model, not a curated record. Lineage: Eukaryota; Viridiplantae; Streptophyta; Magnoliopsida; Fabales; Fabaceae.